Messenger RNA from Ruditapes philippinarum (Manila clam), 1571 nucleotides. Its product is annotated as E3 ubiquitin-protein ligase Midline-1-like. Bases 33 to 1058 code for a protein of 341 amino acids. The record is from RefSeq and is a predicted model, not a curated record. Lineage: Eukaryota; Metazoa; Mollusca; Bivalvia; Venerida; Veneridae. Gene Ontology annotation, molecular function: zinc ion binding. The transcript has 2 exons.
GAAACAAAGAAGUUAAAACUUCAGCUGAAAACAUGGCCGUAGACAGGCGUAAAUUUAGUCAAUCUUUGUAUCGAGGAUCGGAUAUAGAACAUGAUUUUCCGUGUUCUCCUUGUACUAAAGAGGGGAAGAAUGUGGCUGCUAUCAAACAUUGUGUGGAAUGUGAUGAAAAUCUGUGUCAAAAAUGUUUAGGUGAUCACAAUAAGUUUUCAGUAAUGAGAGGACAUCAGUUACUAGACACGGUAAAACAGCUGAGCGGGAAAAAGCAGGAAUUACCAAGUCAGAGAUGUGAGAGACAUGGAGGAAAAUUGAUAGAUGUCUACUGUCCUGGUCAUGAUAAGGUUGGCUGCUCAACGUGUAUGACCAUUGAACACAGUGGCUGCAAAGGUAUUAGUUACAUACCAGACAUAGCGUGUAAAACUGAAACCUCCGAGAAACUAAAACAUCUUGAAGCCGAUAUAAGCACUCUACAGUCUCGUUUCAAGGCCUUAAAACAAAACAGGCAGAAAGAAUUAGAAAAUGUGAAGACAGAAAAAAGUCAAGUGAUUAAAGAAAUAAAAUCAGAAAGGAAGAAAAUCAACGACCAUUUGGACAAGAUGGAAAUAGAUAUUCUUCAAGAAGUUGAUGUGACCUUUCAGACAAAACUGCAACAUAUGGAGUCUAAUAUGAAGCAAGUUGAUGAGAGGAUUGCUGUUCUACAAGAAAAUCUGAAGAAGAUAAAUGCUGCUAAACAGGAAAACGAAUCUGAAAAAUAUGUACAGAUCAAACUUGUCAACGAGGAGAAGAAAAUUUCACACGACAGUUUAGAAAACAUGGAGAGGUCAAGAAAAACAGGUACACUACGGUUUGAGCCAUACAGACAAACGACUGAUUCGGAAUGCAACACAAUUAGAAAAAUACUUCACUUUCUAAUUAUUGAGGCUGAAAAUUUUACUGAAUUCAAUGCACGACUAAAGGAUGACAAGGAGUCAUGUAAUAUUUCAGGCAUGUGCAUGUGUGAAGACGGGUGUAUUAUUAUGACAGAUUCCAACAAUAAAUGUAUAAAGAAAGUGAAUGCAUGAUUCCUUCCAGAUUUUAUCUUCGCUGAAAGUCACUAGCAUUCCAUAUGGUAUUUGUCAGAUAGACUCAUCAAUGCUCGCCGUUACUCUGAUAAAUGAUAAGACAGUUCAGUUUAUCUCCCAGACAGAACCAAUGAAGCUACAACAGUCCUUCAAAGUCGGCGAUAGAUGUCGGGGUAUUGCAUACAAUGAUGGGAUGAUUUAUGUUUGUUGUGGCGGAGACAAGGAUCGUGAUGAAGGUGUUGGUCAUCUGGAGGUAUAUACUGUUUCUGGGAAAUUGGUUUUAUCUCAUUAUGAUGAGAUUACAUUGCCUGUAAAUGUUACAAUUUCAAACACUACUAUGAAGGUAUUCGUGAUCGACAAACAUAAAGGUAUUCUAAACAUAAAUGAAAACCGAAACAUGAGGCCCGUAACUGUAGAUAAAAAAAAAUUCUUGUAUCCCUGUUAUAUUUGUAAGAUAAACAAAAGUCGGUAUUGUGUUGGUUUUUAUACGACACACAAUUUUCUUUUGAUGUC